Molecule: messenger RNA, 1130 nt
Organism: Stegodyphus dumicola
Lineage: Eukaryota; Metazoa; Arthropoda; Arachnida; Araneae; Eresidae
Product: AN1-type zinc finger protein 4-like
Molecular function (GO): zinc ion binding; protein binding
Source: RefSeq, a predicted model, not a curated record
CCCCUGAUAAUGCAGAAGAUAUAAACUUUACGUAUGAGAAAAACAAAAAUAAACUUGAAAAAGAUUUCAUUGUGAAAAGUAAAAAUUCAAGACCAUCAUCACCCCUUGAUUGUGUGUUAAAUAGUGUUUCGGCACAUAUGCUGACAUUGCCUCAGGUAGAUUCACCAGAACCCAUUACUAAAUCUUGCUCAAAUUUUUUGCCUUACAUUGCAUCUAAUCAAGGAAAUUCUAGGAUUCAUGAAAAGUCUUUGUUGAACUUUUCUGCUCAAAAUGGUCAAAUCUUAGCCUUGAGUAUGCACAAUUCUCCUUUCUUAAGUUCUGUUGUUAAAUAUGAUUCAUAUAGAGCUAAAAAAGUGCACAAGUAUUUACCAGCAACUAGUAGUGAAGCUUUGUCUUCCCGAAAGUUUCUUGAUUUAGAUGAUUGGAUUCAAAAUAGGCCAAAAACAAUGCCAGAGGAGACAGUUUGUAAGGAUGAGCUUGAAAGGAAAACACCAUGCAAGAAUAAACUUUUUCGAGAAGAACGUGGAAAACGAAGAAUUAAGCGAAGCAUUAAAAAUCCUCUGUCAGUCAACUUAUCUUCAGAAGAAAAGUCUGCUCUGUUAAUGAAAACUUUUAAUAAUCAAAGGACUCAUUUCUAUGAUGUGCCAUCUUCUGUUCCAUAUAAAACUAAUUAUGGUCAUUCACAAAAUGAUAUCACUAGUACUGCAGCUUUUAAAGAAUUCUCGUCCUCUGAUGCAUCAUUAAAAAACUCAAAUACAGUUUCAAAUGAAAAAAGCACAAAAAUGUCACUUAGAGUUAAAGAAGAAAAUAAUAGGCCGCAUUCAGGAAGAAAGUUACCCUUUAUUAAAGCUAAGAAGAAAUCUUAUAAAAGGUGCAGUUUGUGUUCAAAAAAGACUGGUUUAGCCACAAGUUAUGUUUGUAGAUGUGGAAAAAACUUUUGUGCUUCUCAUAGGUAUGCAGAAGUUCACAAUUGCUCAUAUGAUUACAAAACAGAAGGGCGGCGAAUACUUCAGUUAAAUAAUCCUGUAGUUGCUGCUUCAAAGUUACCAAAGAUAUGACAAAUAUUUAUAAUUAGUUAAAUAGCUGUUUUUUGUAUAUUUUAUUAAAAAUAAAGAUGUUUUCUAAUUUUA